AUGUUAUGGACUACACUGCUCCUUCUUCAUGAGGCGUGUAAGUAAUACAUCGUUUAGUUUACAUGACUACAAACCUUUUAUAUCUGCUAACAAUGAUGUUCGUCUGAUAAUCAUUGUUUUCUUUUGUUUCAUUGUUCCCUCUAAUCUGAUCUAGAUGCACUGGUUCCGAUGAAGACAGCCCAAGUUGGUGAACCCGCGACCUUGACGUGUGUUUUCCCUGAUAUGUCAGGCCAAACAAUCUGGUACAAACAGCGUACCGGAGGAGCUCUGGAAUUACUUGUGACGCUGUACACACGUGUACACUUUGUGGAUGAUCCAGAAUUUUUCACCCCAUUUGAUGUGAACAUAAACAAGAAUACAAGCAAUCUGAUUAUUUUGAAGACGACUGAAGAGGAUGAGGGGAUGUAUCACUGUGGAGUAUCAGAGAGGAUUUUUAAGACAACCUGGAGCGCAACUUAUUUAAGAGUAACAGGUGAAUAUGAGAUCUUCAUUAUACAGUGACAUUUAACUCUGAGUUUAUUUGUACUUUCUAAAAUGUCUUCAGAGAAACUUUCCAACUGUGUGUUUCCAAACAAUUGUUAAAAGGAUUCUCAAAUGAAAAAUGCUUUAUAACUCAUAAGAUCUAACAAGAAACUACUUUUAUUCUGUGUUUUACAUGUUUGUUUUUACAGGAAACACUAAGAAGACAUCAGACUUGACUGUGGUUCAGUCUCAGUCAGUCUCUGAUCCAGUCCAUCCAGGAGACUCGCUGUCUCUGCAGUGUUCAGUCCUCUCUGACUCUGAGAAUCAAACGUGUUCAGGAGGUCACCGUGUGUUCUGGUUCAGAGCUGGAUCAGAUAGAUCUCAUCCAGACCUCAUCUACACAGAUGGAAACAAACAAGAUGAAUGUGACCAGAGAUCUGACCCUCAGAAAAGCUGUGUUUAUCACUUCUCUAAGAGCAUCAGCUCCUCUGAUAAUGGGACUUACUACUGCGCUGUGGCCACAUGUGGACGGAUUCUGUUUGGAGACGGAGCUCGAGUGGACAUCGGUACAACAAGACAAACAAAAAUGGAGGAAAUAUUCUUGAUUUGUUGAUGUUACCAUGACUGAUAAGUUUCUUUGCUUGAUUUUUUUAGAGCAAAAAACACAAUUGGAAUUUAUUGCCAUUGGGAUAUUAGCAGUCUGCCUGGUCAUUUCUGUUGUUGGAAAUGUUGUCCUCUUACACAAACAAAAACAUCACAAAGGUAAGUGCUGCUCACUAUAAAAACUGUUACUAAAGCUUAAACUAAUGUGUUACAUUCAAAAGAUAAAAAUUGUUUUUGUAAAUUUUAUUCUUUAACUUCCAGAGAGAAAAAAAAAACAACCAAUCCAAAAUAAAAUUAGACAUUACUUUUUUAUUUAAAUGGUCAAAUUAAGUUUUAAUUAUCAGAUUUAAAAAAACAUUUCUAAUGUCAUUUAUUUACAGGAUUGGGAAGCACCAUCUCAGAAGCACAAUUUAACAGUGCAUGUGGACAAGUAUGUAACACUGCAAGUGAUCACAGCAAAUCAGUCCAAAUAUUUUUUACAGACACGUCAUAUUUACAUCACUGUGUUUGUAAAACUCUUUUAUAUUUCUGCACAGACUGACGCUGAGGAUGAACUGAACUACGCUGCUCCGAAUUUUUCAACAAAAAAGACACGAGGCAGAAAGAAGAGAGAGUUUGUUGAGGACGGUGUGUACGCUCAAGUAGAACAUUGA
Messenger RNA from Xyrichtys novacula (pearly razorfish), 1718 nucleotides. NCBI's taxonomy places the organism in Eukaryota, Metazoa, Chordata, Actinopteri, Labriformes, Labridae. The record is from the annotation of a GenBank genome assembly.